CGUGUGUGGAUGUGAGCACUCUUUUCUCUCCUAUUAUUUGAGUGGCUGCAGGUACUGGUGUCUGCCUCUAUGCCUCUGUGCCAGAGGGAUAAAGAGAGAAAGACAGAGGACUAGUGCUUCAUAUCCCCCCUCUGGCCUCCCCGUCUCCCUGCUCCCUGUCACUCCAUCCUUCCUUCCUCCCUCCCGGACCACCCGUCAGCGGCUGGAUCAACCCGACCGGACCCUCCUCCCACAACCCCUUUGACUAUCCUCACUUCACCGUCCCAUCUUGUGAACUGUGUGCAGGAAUUUCUCUUUUCUUGGAGUUGAAGGCUGGAUUUGGCAGUGCGGUCACAGACAAUCUUGGUUUGGAACAGUAGAAGAAAACCUUUAAUUUCAAAUAAAAAAUAAACCUCCUUUACAGAGAGACAGUAAGGACUUGCUCAGGUGAGGUACACUGGACAGACGGGACUCUCUCAAGUCGUCUGGAAGUGUGACGGCACGUGGUCACAUGACCUGGAAGAGAAAACCCAAGAGACUUCUGGGAUCCCUCUCUGAAUGGGCCGCUUAUCAACCUGGAAAGAAGUCUAAAGGCUGAUGAACUGAUCCGCACAGCGACACAGCUGCGCUCUCUUCCCCUCUUCAUCUGUCCAAUCUCCCCAUUUAUGUCCUGAGAUCCACAACUUUCUGCAACUCUGGUGACUGGUUGGCUGCUGAACCAUCAUUCUCGUCCUACUCCUGGGGAUUUCCUGUCACGUGACCAUAUUCCUGCUUCACCUCCACUCCUAGAAUGGAACCCAACAAAGUCCAGUCAGAGGGCGGGCUGAAUGUGACCCUGACCAUCCGGCUUCUCAUGCACGGCAAGGAAGUGGGAAGCAUCAUCGGAAAGAAAGGGGAAACUGUGAAGAAGAUGCGUGAAGAGAGCGGUGCUCGCAUCAACAUCUCAGAAGGAAACUGUCCUGAGAGGAUCGUCACCAUCACUGGACCCACAGAUGCCAUCUUUAAGGCCUUCGCUAUGAUCGCAUACAAGUUUGAAGAGGAUAUAAUCAACUCCAUGAGCAACAGCCCAGCCACCAGUAAGCCCCCAGUCACUCUGCGUCUCGUGGUGCCCGCCAGUCAGUGCGGCUCCCUCAUUGGCAAGGGAGGCUCAAAAAUCAAAGAGAUGAGAGAGUCCACAGGAGCUCAGGUUCAGGUAGCAGGGGACAUGUUGCCUAACUCCACAGAGCGCGCAGUGACAAUCUCCGGCACCCCGGAAGCCAUCAUCCAGUGUGUCAAACAGAUAUGUGUGGUCAUGCUGGAGUCCCCACCGAAAGGUGCCACCAUUCCCUACCGCCCAAAGCCCGCCUCCACCCCCGUCAUUUUUUCAGGUGGCCAGGUAAGAGCCGACCCGCUGGCGGCGUCCGCAGCCAACCUCAGCCUUUUACUGCAGCACCAGCCACUGCCUGCUUACACAAUUCAGGGACAAUAUGCCAUUCCACACCCAGAUCAGUUGACCAAGCUCCACCAGUUGGCUAUGCAGCAAACCCCCUUUACCCCCCUCGGACAGACCACCCCUGCUUUCCCUGGUCUGGAUGCCAGUCCCCCGGCCAGUACUCAUGAACUCACCAUUCCCAAUGAUCUAAUAGGCUGCAUAAUCGGGCGCCAGGGAACCAAAAUCAACGAGAUCCGUCAGAUGUCUGGAGCGCAGAUCAAAAUAGCUAAUGCCAUGGAAGGGUCAUCAGAGCGCCAGAUCACCAUUACAGGAACCCCCGCCAACAUCAGCCUUGCCCAGUACCUCAUCAACGCAAGGUUCAGAGACGUGGCAGCCAUGUGGAAUGACCCUUCAUCAAUGACUACAUCCUGAAGCCCCAAACUGCUUUCAUUAUCUGAAGCUAUCAACAGCUGAUUCCCAAUAAUCCUUACAUACAAUCUUCCCUUAGAACUCACCAACCCCUUCCCUUAAACCCCAUGGUCAACUUCAUCAGUAGCUUCACUCAUGUAGGCAGACUACUGAAAUCUAAAAAAAAAAAAAAGAAAAGAAAAGCAGGACAACUGUAGUAUGAUUUGUUCAUGUCAUGCAGUGUUUCAGUGUAGUAUUUUAGCAUGCUGAAUGCUUGGAUCUUGUUAUAUAUUUAUUUAUUAUUUGAAAUGAGAUAGUUUAGUUCAGCAUGGUUGCUGAAUAAGUUUUGUAGUUUGACAGCAAAGCCUAACAUGAUUUAAAAAAAGAAAAAAAAAAAAAGAAAAA
Molecule: messenger RNA, 2203 nt
Organism: Rhinichthys klamathensis goyatoka
Lineage: Eukaryota; Metazoa; Chordata; Actinopteri; Cypriniformes; Leuciscidae
Gene: pcbp3
Product: poly(rC) binding protein 3
Exons: 17
Coding region: 770-1822 (350 amino acids)
Biological process (GO): regulation of RNA metabolic process; regulation of gene expression
Cellular component (GO): cytoplasm; nucleus
Molecular function (GO): mRNA binding
Source: RefSeq, a predicted model, not a curated record